UCAAAUAGCUGCAUGUAAUCUGUUCUUGUACAUAAAGUACAGUCCAGUAUGAGUGAAAACAAACGGGACACAACGAGGAAGUGAAGUGUACUGAAUGACUGCACGUCGAGAUACUGUUAAAAAUUAACAAAAAGCCUCAAAACUACAGAGAAGCAGCGAGGAGAAACACUGCAAUCCCAGUCUAGGAGAGGGAGCAACCCUGACUCGAGAUGAGCUUGAGCGUUUUACUGUGCGUGCUGUUGUCCUGUGGUUUGACUUUGGGAGUCCCACAUGAAACUCAAACAUGCGUUCCUGAUGAGUGCAACCUUCUGAAGGAGCUUGGCGCCCUGACUGAAAAACAGAAAACUGUGGAAGCCAAGCUAAAGGAGAGUGAGGACAAGAUCCUUGAACUGCAAAAGAAAGCGUCUAAAAAGGUGGUUUUUAGUGCUGCAGUGGGUGGAAGUGGCGCCAUUGGACCCUUCCCCACGGACACAACUGUAAAAUACAGAACAGUAAGAACAAAUUUGGGGAGUGCUUACAAUCCGUCAACUGGCAUCUUUACCGCCCCUGUCCAGGGCAUUUACCACUUCAGCUUCUUCUAUCACGCUGGAGGAUCGCACUAUGCACACUUAGUCCUCAUUCAGAACGAUGGGAAAGUGGCCGAGGCCUACGACCACAAGACAAAUGCGGAUACCGCCGAUAACGGGGGCAACGCCGUAUUCCUGCACCUGGAGCAAGGAGACAACGUGUUCGUGCGCUUAGGUGCCAACACGCACAUUUGGGGGAAUGACCACAUCUCCACGUUCAGCGGUUUUCUUUUGUAUGAAGUCUGAGCUAGAUUUGAGUACAGAUUCUUCUUUUUUUUUGCCUCAUCACGACUGUAACUUCUGAUCGCUUUUGACCAGUCUAAAAAAUAAAUAAGAAAGAAAAACGUUGA
Menidia menidia (Atlantic silverside) is the source of this 916-nucleotide messenger RNA. The record is from the annotation of a GenBank genome assembly. Lineage: Eukaryota; Metazoa; Chordata; Actinopteri; Atheriniformes; Atherinopsidae.